UCAUAAAUACACAGAGGUCACGUGUUUGAGUAGCUGUUAUCAUAUUUACAUCGCCUACAGAGUCGGCUCGUACAAAGAACUGUUCAUCAUUUGGACCAACGUCACGCAAAAUGGGAAAUAUACAACAGGUGCUCUACGUGAACUUUUGCAGAGAACGUUAUUUUUGAUCAGGAUUAUGUUUUUAAACUUGUUAAUAGAACGUUAAUAUUUUCUAACAUUUUUACUUGAUUUACGCGCUAAAAAAGAUGACUGCAGAAGGAAAGAGAGAUAUUGAAGCAGUCGAGUUUGAGACUGAUUCUGAAAUUUCUAAGAGAAAACUUUCACUGGUGCACGUGAUAAAAGCGAUUGCUGUUCGGGUGCUGCUGAUGACUCACAGUUUGGUGACCAUUUGGCGGACGGUUGACGUUCUGGAUGAUAAGUGGUACUGGUUUCUGGCGGCCGCAAACGUCUUUUUGAUUAUCGAUGGAUUCUACACAAUUUUCAGACUGAAGGGACAAGAACGAAAAUGGUUCUGCCCCUGUUUCCUGUUCUAUCUCUGCGGUACCAUUCCAGCUCUGUGGCUGCUGGAGAUGGACCGUAUCAAAAAGUACGACGCGUUGAACAGUAACGAAAACAUCACCAGCGAGGUUCAGGAACUAGCCAAUAUUGAAGGAGUUACCAUUCCUGUUAAACUAGACCCGGAUACUUGGAGAGAGGUGCUAGAACAAUCCAUGUUGUUCCUUCUGAUCAUAGGAAGAUGGAUGCUUCCUAGGGGGACCUUGACGCGAGAUCAACUCUCUCAACUCCUGUUUGUGUAUAUCGGGUCCGCCUCUGAUGUAAUGGAGCUCUUCGUGGUGUUCGAGGAACCGGAAGUUCGUGCGGAUACUGCCCUGACGUACGCCAUAUUUUCUGUAUGGACGUUAAGUUUGUUCCAGUUUACGCUGGUUUUGACCGCUACAAGAGACAGCAGACGAUCACAGGCUGUGAUAGAGGAUGGCGAGGGGAAUCAGACGUUCGAAAAACGACAAGGUUGUGGGUUUUGCUCAUGUGGGAAACUUUUCGAAUUGGAACUUUGGAGUUUAAUGAUUUCCAUCAUGAUCAUGGAUGGUCCUUUUUUGGCUGUAAGAGUCUACGCCUUAGUACGCUACCAGUUGAUCACUUUUGGGAUAUUAUUUUUCGUUUGCAAGAACUCACUGAUGAUUGCUCUGCUGUUUUACCGAAUUAUUGUCGUCUGCCAUAAAAUUUACAGUGAUGAUGACGACGACGAAGAAGAAACACACGAAAAAGUCAGCAAAAAAGGAAACCGUGUUUCCGAUAUAAAUUAUAAUAAGACUCAAACUAAAAGCUUGAAAGGUCCACCCGUGAAGAAGACAUCAAACCUUUCAAGUCGGCCAUAUUCGUCAUCCACUAAAACAACUAGGCUUGAUGACGAUAUAAGCAACGUUGACGAAUGGUAAACACAACAGCCGUUUUGUCACAUUAGCAUAAAGUUAUGUGAAAAAUUUUGAAUUUAACGGUUGGCAGUAGAUACAAAAAUUUGCUACUUGUACAUUUUUAUUUACAGCCACCUCAAAUUAUUUUCUUACUGCAGUGCCCCUUGGUUAAUUCAAAUUUAUAACAUUUAACAAAUUUGUUAACAUACACCGUACAACGUACAAUGUUCAUCGUUAUUCUGUUACGAUGAACAUUGCUUUGACCAGGGUUAACUGUAUCAUUUUAUCGCGUCUUUAUGAUGAAAUAAGCGAACAGUUGAAGUCUUUAUAUAUUCAAAAUGAUAUACCCUGAAAUCAUUUAAUGUACAUAUGAAAAACUGUCAUGCAUUUUAAGUCAUAAGGUUUAAACGCAUAAUGGAAGAACUGCAAUCGUCAGUUGGCAAAGAAACAAUUGAAACAAACUUAUUUUAGCACAAGUGCCAUCAAAUGCGUCUUCUUGUGUUUGUAGAUACAUGUACCAUUGCUUAUGAUAAGGAAACCAUUAAAAAUAAAAUGAAAUUAAAGUGCCAACAAAG
Messenger RNA from Magallana angulata, 1987 nucleotides. Its product is annotated as transmembrane protein 26-like. The transcript has 3 exons. Bases 246 to 1436 code for a protein of 396 amino acids. NCBI's taxonomy places the organism in Eukaryota, Metazoa, Mollusca, Bivalvia, Ostreida, Ostreidae. The record is from RefSeq and is a predicted model, not a curated record.